AUGCAGUCGCACUUGAAAUGCUUAACAGUUAUUCUACUUACCACUUCUAUGAUUUUGUGUAUAUCUGGAGAGUCAGUGGAAACAUGUGAAGUCAAUUCGGGGAACUGUAUUCACGGGCAGUGUAUUAACGGUGUAUGCGUAUGUGAAACAUGUUGGACAGGUGAAAACUGUGGAGAAAGAUUAUCUAGAAAACCUACAUUCAUUCAGAGGCAAUUCAAAUUCGAAAAGAAGCUCUCAGAUAUAAUUGAUGGAGGUGUGAUUGGCCGUCUACCAUUAAGUGAUGAAAACUCUUCUAUAGCAACAUGUGGAAAUGUUCACUUUGAAAUCGUGUCUAAUGCAAGCCAAUUGCCUAUAUAUAUUGACUCCAAGAGUGGUAUUUUGUACUCCAACAAUUUAUUGGAGAAAACACAAAUUUAUCGUACAGUUGAAUUUAAUGUGACUAUUCGAGAGGACAAUAACCAUUUGGGAGUAUUUGAUGAGGCAGUUGUCAGGGUGUCAGUUUACGAUAGUCAUUCUGAUGAAGAAGUAGAAAGGAGAGUUUCUCGAGUUAAGAGGGCUGUUAUAACAGCACCAACUGUAGGUAGUAUCAAAUUUUACAGAUCAAACACUAAGAAGGACGCUAGUUAUUGUCUCUACGACACCUGGUUUGUUGACUUAGAUAUCACCUUACCGCCUGGAAAUCACAAUCCAAUUAUCAAUGUUUAUGGACCUGCUAUCACUGGAUCAUACAGGGGAUAUAUUACAUAUUUGUUCAGUAAUUUCAGUGGUGUAAAUGUAGUGAACAACUCUACAAUGCAGUUCACUGACCUUACAUAUAUUGGUGGACGUUCAUUGCCUUCGAGAUUUACUAUGCUUCUAGGCCCGACAACAAUUUUGUCAUCUCCUUCGACAAAUUUAAGUGAUUUCACCUUUAAGAUACGUUUUACAGUCGGGCUGUUUUCCGACAUGGCAGCUCCAUCAAUUGGAACUAAUUUGAUAUUCAAUUUGGAUGCCAUUCUGGACACAAACAUAAGUGUGGCGCUCCCUCUAGUGGUAUCUGAAAUCUGUCCACAACAGAAUGAUGCAGUCAAGUUUAUAAAAUGCCCUCAAGAAGUCGCAUUUGGGGGAGUGUAUGAAUACUCCGUUGAGUUUUUUAUAAGCAGACCUAUUAGCGAUUAUGUGUUCACUUUCAGUGCUUUUUCAAGAACAACUUCAAUUGGACAUAUGUUUAUCACGAUUCCUGACACUUUUGCCACGUAUCCAGAAAUAUAUGAAAUGAAUACAGAACAAACUUCAUUCAAUUCAUAUUUUCACACAUCAUUAAGCUCUAUAAGUGUUAAAAAUUUGCAGAGUUUAGGACUAUAUGAUACUUCUCUUUCGAUAUCCAAUCGAUCAGUUCGUUUGACAGCUUACAUUCAAAUUUCAACGAGAAGUCUUCCUACUGAAAGGUUCGAAGCUAGGAUCGAACCAACCGGAAUGAAUUUGACCACAGGAAUCUGUGAAAGCGCAGGCUAUAGAUAUUCCAAUUACGUAAAUGUAUCACAGUGUUCAAUGGUAGUAGGUGAUAUUGAAUUCAUGGAUCAACUCGAAAUGGUUAAGUAUUUCAACGUUCAACUUAUAAUGCCUUAUUUAACAUCCGGUUUCUUUACUUUAAACUCACUUUCAAUUACUUCUACAUAUGCUGAAAUAUAUCAUGUGGAGUAUUUAUACGUUGACAAGGAUAAUUCCAAUGCAAUUAGAAAUAUUAGACUUAUUUCAGAAUACAAUGUGCAAAGUUCAAAUAGACGGAGAGUGGGAGCAAACACACCCCUGGGUUUUUUUGAAAACAACAAAACUUCAUUGAGUGAUACUUAUAAUUUCAGAGUUGGGAUCAAGUUUUUUUUUAAUGCCGCCCUUAAAGUAGGCGAUCUAAUCAGUAUAAGAUUUCAAGUUACUGCAUCUUCGACAAGUUUGCCUAGUGUACAGAAAAAUGUCCCAAUAACAAAUAUAAGAAUGCCACCCACUAUCACACCGCUCUCCAAAUAUCCUAUAGUUAUCCUUAGAAAAGUCGAGCCACUCCUUUCACAACCAAUGAUGAGAUUUACAGCCAUUCUGGAAGUUCGUGUGAGAUUCAUGAAGGAUUUUCUCUACAGUCCAGUCGUUAUUCUCUUGAAUACAACGGCAGGAUCACUAUAUCAACAACUUUUAUUUACAAUGGGUGAUUUAUUAGAUACCAUGACACCUACAGGCUUGAGUACUAGUUUUUCAGCAAGUGUAGGCCGAACAACAAUACACUCAGCAUACUAUAAUGAGACGUGCAAUGAUGGUCGUUGUGAAGUGGCCGUCCGUUAUUUCCUAUACCUAGGCAGUACUCCCACAGUUCUAAUCACUUCGGUAGUCUCGUUUGGUUCAUUGAGUGUUGUCAAGACAAUAAAUAUUACACCUCAAGUCUACAAUGCCAGCUUUAAAACGACGGCGAUCCCGCCUCCAAAUGUGGAGCUGGUCUCCUGUAAAUCUCCACUUUUGAAAAAUAAAGUUACCGCAAACGCCAUAACACAAUUGAGACUAGUCAUCCCUCUCAGACCCUUUGUAAGACAGGACUUUUAUUUAAGAAUUUCAACGGAUUUGACAAAGAGGUACAUAAUUCUACAACCAAGUACAAUCCUUCCAGGCUCAGCGUUAAACUUUGUCAGCGUGACGGAGAAACAUUCUGAAACGUUUUACUCGAUUACUAUAGGCAAUGUUUUUUAUGAAGGCUGGAAGAAGGACACACCUUUAACAUCAUCCCAUACAGCACAAAGCCUUAUUUAUAUUUCCGUGAAAGAAAACUACACAGGCCCACUGAAUUUUUCUUACAUAUUGACUACUGGCUCAACAAAUAUUUCUGGCAAUUACAUAUUCUAUACUGAUACUCCUGUAGUAUUUCCAAAAAGUCUUAGUAUCCAAUAUUCGCCAACUUUCACCGACCCAAAUGGUUUGUAUGGACAUAUGUGCAGUGGAACGACUUUCGAAUUAUCAGCAUGUCAUACAUUGCGUGACAAUAAUUGUGCAUAUUACACAGCUUGGAUUAACCGAAUUUCUCCAGGAGUUGGGUCAAUGAAUGUGACAGGAAUGUAUUAUUCAUCAUUAGAUAGCGGUGUGUACCUUGCAGCAGGUUACCGUUUAAACGUGACUUAUGUAAACGAUAUGAUAAGAGCGUCUUACGGUCCCGUAUGUGUGCUCUCUGACAUAGACAACACAAUGUGUAACCUCUGGUAUAUGCAAUUAAUGGGCGAUUGUAACCAAACAACGACGUAUAACUUUGCAUUUCCAGUACAGGUUGAGAUCAGUGGCAAACAAGGCAACAUAAGUGUUGAAGAUGUUACAUUCACUUUCCAACCAGUUACUCCUGUCUUCAGCGAAAUGACAAUUGAACUAACUCCAACUAACAUGACCUUGCAACCAGGUGAAAUAGGAAAUUUCACCAUAAAAUAUGCAAUUCCACUCUAUACUAGCUACACGAAAUUCACUGUGAAUGUCAAUUGUUCUGGAAAUACAUUUAAUAACGAGGCUAUCUUGACGGUGAAAGGAUUCCAAGUAAAUGUGGGUUCCAAUUUAGCUAAUGCAACCAGUGCCUACUCAUUCAAUUAUUCGUCAAGUUACAAAACUGGCCAGCUAGAUCAACUGACAGUAUAUUUUGACCAAGUUAUCAACAGUGCUACUGCUCUUGGUCCUUUGACACGAAAUACUCUCUCCAUAACGGUGAACAUUCAGCUGAGUGAUAGCCAACGUGCAGAAAUCGGUACUACAUGGCCCUUACAAUUCACAAGUACAUUUACAGAUACAAGUACUAUUACAAGAUACAACACGUCCUACGUGACGUGCAAAAGAACUGGUUUUGAGAGACCAAUAAUUCAGUUUGCACUAUCUCAACUCUCAGUGAACACACUUCAGGAUUGUGUAGACAGAUAUCUGGUCUACAUUCAAACUUUAGUUCAAAUGAACAACGAGACUGGAUUAGAAUGCGAAACACAGUCGAUAUUUUUCUACUUUGGUUCACCAGUGGAGUCAAUCAAUGUGUUUAAUCAAACAGGGAAUAAUAGUGAAAUAUUGACGAAAAUCCCUCUGGAUCCUACGACGAGAGCGGUUAAAUUUUCAGUUGGUCCUUUAUAUUUUGGUCAGAAAUAUUCAGUUGUAUUUCAAGUGAAAUAUCCAAAAUCUCUUCGUCCUCCUGUCGUCAAACUUCCUGUCCUGGUUGAAGUUGUAUGCAAACCCUACGAGCGUAGCAGUGCCUUCACAAAUAGAUGUAAGAAGUCAAAAUUCUUCAGAUUCAUGUCUCCAAUAAGCGUUGAAAUUGACUACCGUAUGCAUACUUAUCCAUGCGACUUACCCCAUUAUAUUGCAAUGAAGAAUCCCAAAGUACCGUUGUUGAGUAGUCGACUGACUACAUUUCUGAAUGUUGGUGAUCGACUUUUUUAUUGUGGCCGUGUGCUUAAUUGGCAGUUAUCAUUUGAAGAGCAAAGACGAUGCUUCAUGAUCAGUCCAUUACCCCAAAGAAUAUGGUCAGAUAUGGGACCAAGUGUCGCACAAAUCUUAGCAUACGACAAUUCGUCAGGUGCCCUACUCGGUUUGGGAGCCAACGGUGGAGGGGCAUUAAAGAGUCUGAACUUUGGGUUAAAAUGGAUUGUAGUCAAUUCAUUUGAGUAUCAAAGAAUUCUGAAUGCUUCAACACAAAUAAUCACUGCGAGUGUCACACCUUGGAUUUCAUUGACGGGAUCCUAUGACAAUUCAACUAUUGAGUCGUCUUGCAGUCUUAGUGUGUUGGGGCAGUGGAAAGUCUGUAUUGAUGGAAUUUACGCAAAUCAACUUCUGACAGCUAACUGGACUGUCACAUGCCCGAAAAUCGAACUUUUCAAACGGGGGAACAACUAAAGUUCAAGCUGACAGAGUGUUGAUAGUUCUUUUAGUUUGACUGUGUAUU
Trichobilharzia szidati is the source of this 4918-nucleotide messenger RNA. NCBI's taxonomy places the organism in Eukaryota, Metazoa, Platyhelminthes, Trematoda, Strigeidida, Schistosomatidae. The record is from the annotation of a GenBank genome assembly.